Molecule: messenger RNA, 486 nt
Organism: Equus caballus (horse)
Lineage: Eukaryota; Metazoa; Chordata; Mammalia; Perissodactyla; Equidae
Source: RefSeq, a predicted model, not a curated record
GGGAGGUGCUUCAGUCAUGUCCAGCACCUGCUUCUGGUAUGUGCAACACCUGUUUCUGGCAUAUCCAGCAGCUGGUUCAGUCGUGUCCGGCACCUUGUUUCUGUGUGUGCAACACCUGUUUCUGGCGUAUCCGGCAGGUGGUUCUGGCAUGUCUGGCAGGUGUUUCCCUCAAGCCUGGCUGGUGGUCCAGGCAUGUCCAUCAGGUGGUUCCGGUGUGUCGGGCACCUGGUUCCAGCAUGUCUGGCAUGUGGUUCUGGAAUGUCCAUAAAGUGGUCCUCGCUGGUCCAGCAGGUUGUCCAGGCUGGUAUGGCAGCUGCUUCAGGCUUGUCCAGCACCUGGUUCUGGCCUGCCCUGGACCUGUUUCUGGCGUAACCAGCAGAUGGUUCCGGCGAGUCCAAGAGGUGGCUCGGCUGUGUCCGGCAGAUGGUUUCAGUGUAUUCAGCAGGUGAUUUGGACGUGGCCACCAAGUGUUUCCACCAUGUCUGG